UGUCAACAUGAAACGAUUGCGGCGAUUAUCUUUGAAUGCAAAAAAAAUACAAUAAAUAUUCCAAAUUUCCAUUAAAAUGCAUGAUAUCCAGCUCAGUUUUGGAUUGAUUUGGUGUGCAGAUCGUUAAGUGAAAUAUAUUUGUUCUUGUGAAAAUUUCCGAUUUGAAGAAGAAAAUAUGUAUGGUGUCAUUCGACUAAUGCAUGAAGCAGCUACUUGUUUCGGAAGCGGUAUUUUGGGCUUGGGCUAUAUGCUCAUUAAUGAAAAUGGAAGUAGAAUUUUCAAAUAUUUUUCAUUUUCAUCAAUUGGUGCCGGCAUCAUGUACUUUUUGAUUCAACGAAAUCGUAAGAAAACUGUUAAUGAGCGCAACGUAAUAUUAAUCACAGGAUGCGAUUCCGGAUUAGGAUUCAACAUGGCUCUUUAUUGUAAUCUGAAUUUGAACAUGUUUGUUUGUGCGGCAUGUUUGAAUACCUGCUCAGAAGGAGCUCAAAAACUACUUGAUCAAUGCAAUCCAAAGCGACUUUUGCUCGUUGAAUUGGAUAUCAGAAAGAGUGCUAGUAUUUUGCACAUUGAGAAAACUAUCAUGAAUCUUCUCUCCAGCGAUAGUAAUUUAGAGUUCAGCUAUCUAGUAAAUAAUGCAGGCGUCAUGUGUUUUGGUGAAUUCGAAUGGCAAACAAAUGCCAUAAUCGAACAUCAAAUAAAUGUGAAUCUUUUUGGAACAAUGAAUUUCACCAGAAGCUUCUUACAUCUGGCACGGAAAUAUAAAACGAGAAUAAUUAACGUUACUAGUCACUGUGCGAUAGAGGCAUUACCCGGUCUGGCGACUUAUGCGGCCACGAAAGCUGCUCUCAGAUUCUGGAGCGAUGCUCUCCGCGUUGAAAUGAAGAAAUAUGGCGUAGAUGUUGUCAACUUCAUUCCUGGCUCACAAUUUAUGAAUACAAGUAUAGUAUCACGUCAAAAACAAUAUGCUUCGGAAAUGUUGGCAGCAUUUACAGAUGAACAAUUGGAAUUUUAUGGUGACUAUUUUGAACGGUACAACAAAUAUUUAAGCUAUAUACCGAACCAUUCAGUUCAAGUAAUUUCGGAUAGUAAUUUAUUCAACGAAUUUGGUAAUACAAUCCUUGAUUAUACACCACGGGCUAUAUACAAAUGCGAACCAAUCAAGUUAGUAUAUUUGUACGAAAAUUAUUCUUACAAUUUUCUAACAAAUUAUUUCGCCUGCAUUUUAGAUAUACCAUCUACCACAUUUUAUUUAAAUACAGUCCUGUCUUUCUGCGUGAUUUGCUAAUCAUUAAAUUUGUAAAUAUGCCAGCAUACGAAACCAGAGAAGGAUUGAUCAAACAAUAAAACUACUCAACUCAAUACGUUAUCUUUUUUACUAAAAGAUUGACCAUACUCUUACAUACUUCUUUACUUCAUUUAAACUGGUAUUGUAGUUAAUAUUUAAAUAUCUCAAUUUUAUGGGUAUUUUUCAGGAAUAUUUAUCCAUUUGAAAAUGUUAAAAAGUACCAUUAUUACCGGGCAAACCAGGUGUUUGCAGUAUAGUUCAUACGUUAUAUCCCAUUUUACGAUGUAUCAAUAAACUGAAGCUAAGACAAAAUUGGUAUAA
Messenger RNA from Sitodiplosis mosellana (orange wheat blossom midge), 1606 nucleotides. RefSeq names its product D-beta-hydroxybutyrate dehydrogenase, mitochondrial (gene sro). Lineage: Eukaryota; Metazoa; Arthropoda; Insecta; Diptera; Cecidomyiidae. The coding region runs from base 176 to 1285 and encodes 369 amino acids. Gene Ontology annotation, molecular function: oxidoreductase activity. The record is from RefSeq and is a predicted model, not a curated record. The transcript has 4 exons.